Metarhizium acridum CQMa 102 is the source of this 753-nucleotide messenger RNA. The record is from RefSeq and is a predicted model, not a curated record. NCBI's taxonomy places the organism in Eukaryota, Fungi, Ascomycota, Sordariomycetes, Hypocreales, Clavicipitaceae.
AUGCCGUAUGUCGGCGACGGCGAUGAUUUCCAGCCAGCACGUAAACGACGAUGGGAGGGUGACCACGACAGCAAUGUCUACCGGCUCUACAACGCAGAAAAACAACAACCAGACUUCUACCUAUUGAACCGCGCGUCAGACUUUUCUGCCGCCCGCAAAAUCCUCCCGCUCUCCUCGAAAAGGGCUCGCAUCACCCACGAAGACGAUUCUCUCCAUCCCGACAGCCCUAGUAGCUUCGUACAAACGCAAUGGCGGCGACUAUCGCAGCAGAAAGUGUUCCAGGACCAGCCGGGUCUUGGAAAUCGAGUUUCUGUGGCACCCAGUGCAGCACUCCUAGCCCCCUGCUACAUAUGCCACCGGAGACCGACGAAGAAAUCCGACCUCGACUCGUUCGCAGAGUGUCAGGGUUGCGGGGAGAGGGCGUGCUUCGUGUGCAUCAGAGAGUGCCACGGAUGGAAUGCAGACAAUGACAUGUCUGUGCUUUCGGAGCAGGAGGUGCUUUCGCGAUCAUUUCACAUGGACGACGCGGACGACAUGGAGUCUGAGCCACGAGACGGUCAUCAUGGCCACUCAGGGGAUAGAAACAGCAAUACACGGCAGCUUUAUGGGCACUUCCAGAAUGCAGGAAAAGAUUCUAAAGGAUGGGCGGCGUCGGGACACCGCUCCGUCGUGUGCAGCAGGUGCUGCGUGGAGAGGGGCCGCGAAGGAGAAGUAGUUUGCUUGGGAUGUUUGUCUGGCAUGCCCGGCGCUUGA